Alnus glutinosa is the source of this 1475-nucleotide messenger RNA. RefSeq lists its product as uncharacterized. The transcript has 12 exons. NCBI's taxonomy places the organism in Eukaryota, Viridiplantae, Streptophyta, Magnoliopsida, Fagales, Betulaceae. Gene Ontology annotation, molecular function: nucleic acid binding; RNA-DNA hybrid ribonuclease activity. The record is from RefSeq and is a predicted model, not a curated record. Bases 63 to 1475 code for a protein of 470 amino acids.
AUACCAAAACCUACUUUGCUUCAGAAAACGAACCUCGACGGCACUCCAGACCCAACAAUAACAUGAAAGAGGAGAUUCACAAGGUUAGCCGAUUCAUCCAGACAGUCAUUGCAACAGCAUUUCAUUACAGAAAGGCACUGGCAAACAACAGCCUUAAAAGAGACUCCAUACUUCCGUCAGAACGUCCUUCCAAAGUUAAAUUUGUAAGAUGGUCACCUCCAACAAUGAUGCAAAAAUUUAAACUUGACACACAUGCAAGUAUUUCAAAACAACACAUUUUCUUGAGAUAUGUCCUCUUUGACCAUCUUGGUAUACAUCUUCUACGACGUGCAAAAGUUAUUAGAAUUGAAAAUAACACUAUUGUGAAGGCUGGGGAAAAAAACAAAAAUCUCAAGAUAUUGGAGGCUGAGGCAAGAGUGCUAGAAUUAGCUUUAUUUGACUUACAGGAAAGAGGAUGGCUACCUGGCGUGGUUCAACUUGGUUGUACCUUUUUGUCUCAGAAGCUUGCAGGCAUUAGUCCACUAUACACAGUAAAUUCAGAGGAAUUACAGAACGUUAUUGAACGUUGUAUGCAUAUCAUUGAUGAGAACCAUAUCCAAGUCUAUUGGACACAUCGACGGGCUAAUGUCGUAGCCAACUCUUUGAUGGAAUCUGCCAAAAGAUACAAAAAUGAUAUUUGUUCCACGAAAUUAGAUCUUGCACUAUGUCGCUUUAUCUGGGACCAAAUGUUUGGCCCCUUUAAGCCUUAUUUGUCUAAAACAGCUAACACUUCUCAAGAGCGUUGGAAGUAUCUCUUGUCAGAUGAAGAUGGAUUUGCUCAAAAAAUCAUGAGUUGGAUUAAUAUGGCACUGAAUAAGGAGAGUAUUCCAAGAGAAAUCAUAUUUGAGAUUUCUGCAGUGAAGGGGUUGCAAUUAGAAGAAAGAUAUUUGAUGUCAAUAACUCCUGCCAACAACAAAGCCUCAUAUUCUUCUCAAAAUCAAGUCAUACAUAUGUUGAUUGAUAUUUUGGAACAUUUGGAACCUAUUCCAAUCCCACGGACUAUAACUAUGUACUUGCGGUUUGAAGCUGAGAUCAAGUUGGUGCCAAAUGAUUUGUUUGAAUCAUGUUUAUCAAAAGAUUUGACGCUUCGGUCCUAUCCGCCAGCUUUCUACUAUCAGCUAGGUGCAAUACGGUUAAGAAGUCUUGUUGUAACACUACGGGUUCUGAGCUAUUUUGCUCCAGGUCUUUCCAUUCGUCACCUUAAUUUUGGACCCCGUAUAAUUUUUACGGGGAAGGAGGAUGUAGAAGUAACAUUAAAGGAAUUUGUGAAAAAAGGACUAAUUAUUGAGACCAAACCCAAGCAUUACACAAAAAAUGUGGCGAAGAUGUCCGCCGAAAAUCCUCCAAAGGAUUUCAAAAUCAGAUAUUUGAAGGGUGCACAUGAGAAAGAUGAUGAGCUUUAUAACUACAAGGUUGUGGAAGAAAUUUUUUUCUAA